AUGGAGAGAUUACCACUAAUUAACCUAAUAAUGACCCUCUUCAACAUUCCAUUAUUAUGGAAAGAGUGUCUCUCUUCAGCCUUCAGAACAGCCUUAGCUUGCACCAUAGUUGCAAGUGUGACACUUUACGGACCAACUUCAGUCACAACUUUCAUAACAUUUCCCGCCUUUUCUUACGUCGUCGUGAUUCUCAUUAUCAUAAACGACGCGACGUUAGGAGACGCGCUGCGCGGUUGUUGGCUCGGGCUUUACGCUACAAUUCAAAGUUUAGGCCCGGCUAUGUUGAGCCUAUGGGCUAUGGGCCCAAAUAGAUUCUCUAAAGGGACAGCUUCUGUUGCUGUGGCUUUGGCUGCAUUUGUUGUGGUUUUGCCUUCGGAUAAAUCAACACAUUUGAUAGCAAAGAGAAUUUCAUUGGGACAAAUUGUGUUGGUGUAUGUUUUGGCUUAUUCUAAUGGUGUUCAUGUUGAUGCUUUUGUGCAUCCUCUUCAUUUGGCUGCUAGUACUUUUUUGGGUGUAAUUGCUUGUGUCGUUGCAUUGCUUCUUCCUUUUCCACGUUUUGCUUGCUCCCAGGUGAACAAAAAUUAUAAACUAUUAACAAAUAAUAUUUCAAAGAGAUUAAAGCUUCUUGUAAAGAUAAUUAAGGAGGAGAAAAAUAUUUCUGCAUUUGGAUUAAUCUCUCGCGCUAAGUUCUUGACGAUCAAACGAACCAAGAUCUUUUCAACCAUCCUACGUUACCUAGAUGGUAUGAAGUGGGAGAGGCUUCCGAUUAAUUUUUUCAAACCACAUUACAAUAACUUGGGAGAGAGACUUCAAGAGGUAGAUACAAGUCUUAUAGGAAUGGAAUUAGCUUUAAGUUGCACCAAAUCAUUCCCAAUAAACAUUCUUAACCAAGACCUAACACAUGGUCUAGACACACUUGAGGAACAUGUUAACCUAACCAUAAAAAAUGCUAAACACACCUUCCUAGGUAGUGGUUCACUUACUGUCCCAGAAACCAAUUCAAAAAACAUCACACAUUUUCUCCAAUCCCUUUAUACCAUUCCAACUACUCAACAAGAAUUACCCAUCUUUUUCUUCCUAUUUUGUGCCAAACUCCUUCACAUGAAACCAUCAACCCAAGGCCCAACUAGUUCUCAAGCCCAGCCCAUUAAGAAAAAAGAAAAUCAAUAUGAAGCUAAUGAUAAAUGGGCCUAUUGGGCCACAGCAUUAAAAAACACAAAUCUUCUCCCUGCAAUUAAGUACUCUUUCUCAUUGGGCCUAUCCGUUUACAUGGGCUUAUUGUAUAGCAAAGAAAGCGGAUUCUGGUCUGGGCUUCCGGUGGCCGUAAGUUACGUUUCGGGUAGAGAAGCUACUUUUCGGGCUGCGAAUGUUAAAGCCCAAGGAACCGUGAUUGGUACUGUGUACGGUGUGUUGGGAUGUUUUGUGUUUAAUCGAUUAUUGUCAAUUAGAUUCUUGUCUCUACUUCCAUGGUUUAUAUUCACGAGUUUCCUUCAACGAAGUCGAAUGUACGGGCCAGCUGGUGGCAUUUCGGCGAUAAUUGGGGCCGUUUUAAUUUUGGGCCGAAAAAACAUUGGCCCACCAAGCGAAUUCGCAAUAGAGAGAAUCAUUGAAACUUUUAUUGGGCUUUCUUGUUCUAUUUUUGUGGAUCUUCUUUUUUGGCCCAAAAGGGCUUCCACAUGUGCCAAAUUUGAACUAUCUAAAUGUUUGUCCAUUCUCAUUGAUUCAAUUGAGACAUUGAGCCUAGUUGACAAAACCGAUUUACAAUUGAAAGAAAACCAAAGAAAACUAAAAAUGCAAGUUAAUGAGCUUAAGAAAUUUGUGAUAGAAGCUGAAGCUGAGCCCAACUUUUGGUUUUUACCAUUUCAUAGUGGUUGCUAUAAUAGGCUUUUGGGCUCAUUAUCAAAGUUAGUGGAUGUUUUGCAUUUUGGAGCACUUGCAUUAAAAUCACUUCAACAAGAGUUUCAAAGAAGUGAUAAUAAUUCUAUGAAUGAGGAAGUGAACAUGUUACAAACUAAACUUGUACAUGUUAAGGAAGUUAUGUGUUGUUCUAUCAAAGGUCUUGAAGAAAUUUCCAAAAUGAAGUCAUUCAAGUUUGUUGAGAAAGAAAAGAAGAACAUGUCUUGGGAUAUUGAAAUGGGAAAGUCAAAAGUGGAUAGUGCUUGGCUUUCAAGUUUAGGAGAAGAUGGAACAAGAGAAAUUGUUGAGUCUUUUCUUCAAAAGUCAAGAGAUGUUGUUGAUAAUUUGUAUAGUGAUGAAGGUGAGAAUGAGGUGAAAAGUGAAGUUGUUUUGAGCUUGAGUGUUGUCGGGUUUUGCUUGAGUGUGUGCAUGCAAGGGACAAUUGAGAUUGAGGAGGCAAUGAGGGAACUUGUUCAAUGGGAGAAUUCAUCUAGCAAUAUUUAG
This is a messenger RNA of Lathyrus sativus (Indian pea), 2400 nucleotides long. The record is from the annotation of a GenBank genome assembly. Lineage: Eukaryota; Viridiplantae; Streptophyta; Magnoliopsida; Fabales; Fabaceae.